Camelina sativa (false flax) is the source of this 360-nucleotide messenger RNA. NCBI's taxonomy places the organism in Eukaryota, Viridiplantae, Streptophyta, Magnoliopsida, Brassicales, Brassicaceae. The record is from RefSeq and is a predicted model, not a curated record.
AUGGUUAGAGGUGGAGCUGUUACUAGUCGGGGACACGGACAUGGUCGUGGACGCACACGUGAUCGUGGUAGGGGCAGAGGCCCAGUUGCUAGUGAGGGGUCUGUGAGUGUGGCUGGUGGUGGUGUCGAUAUGACCGUUGGCACUAAGGGGGUCGGUGUGGGCGGUGUCGGUGCCGGGUUGGCCGGUUGUACUGGAGUUUCGGGUGUGGGAGUUCCAGUAGGUGGAGCCCUUGGUAGAGAUGAUGUGAUUGCGGACUUGUUGGCGCGGAUGUUGGAGCAGUUGCCGGCAGUGGUACCAGCGCAGGCUCCGGGUUGUACCACCUGUGGUGGAGAAGGGGCAGCAGCCAGUGGCUGCGGGUGA